GACCCGGCGGCGGAGGGGAGCCCUUCCCACCUCCCCGCAGGGCGGAGGAGACAGCAGCGGGGAGAUCCCGCACUCGGGCCGGCGCUGGCUCCGGCCCCCUCCGAGGGAGAGGUUCCCCCUCCCCAGAGGGAGUCUGGACUACGCUGCUGAGUUUUUGGAGUUGAUGUAAUGGCUGAAGUUGUUCAGUGGGAGACAGCUGGAGGCAGAGCAUGGUCUGGCGCUUACACAGUGCCCAUGAUCUGACCCACAGCCUCUGCCUUUGCUGGGACCACCAGGAUGGGGAACAGCGGCUCAGCCGUGAAGGUCUGCACAGAUCACCAAGGAGGCAUCAACUGGCUGAGCCUGAGCCCGGACGGGCAGCGGUUGCUCACAGGUAGUGAAGAUGGCACUGCGCGGCUCUGGAGCACUGCUGACAGCCAGUGCCAUGGCCACUUCCAAGGACAUGAAAGCUACAUCACCUUUUGCCACUUAGAAAACGAGGCUGCCUUCACGUGUAGUGCAGAUCACACUAUUCGAAAGUGGGAUGUGAUGACGGGUCAGUGCCUGGCCAUUUACCGAGGACACACAUCAAUUGUUAACAGGAUCCUGGUUGCCAAAGACUAUCUUUUUAGUGGCUCCUAUGACAGGACGGCGCGCUGCUGGAGUGUGGACAAGGAGAAACAAAUCCAGGAAUUCCGGGGCCAUCGGAACUGUGUCCUGACUCUAGCUCACUAUUCCUCCAGGGAUGUUCUUGAAGAAGAGGAGGAAGAAGAGGAGGAGGAGGAGAAAGUAAGCAGAGACCUCCUGGUGACAGGUAGCACAGACUGCACUGUUAAGGUCUGGUGGGUGUCCAGUGGGCGCUGUUACCAGACUCUGCUGGGACACACUGGGGCUGUCUUAUGCCUUAUACUUGACGCACCAAACAGGGAGCUGUUUUCUGGCAGCACGGAUUAUACCAUUCGAACGUGGAAUAUUGUCACUGGUGAGCAGUUGAAAGUCUUCAAAGAGCAUCAAGGAUCAGUAAUUUGCCUAGAGCUAGUGAAUCGGCACUUGUAUUCAGGAAGCGCGGACAGGACAGUGAAGUGCUGGUUAGUAGACACUGGGGAGCGAAUCCAAACGUACAAGGCUCACAAACACAGCGUUAGCACUUUGAAAUACCACGCUGGGAUCUUGUUCACAGGAAGUGGUGAUGCCUGUGCAAGAGCUUUCAAUUCCAGGAGUGGUGUCCUGCAGAAGAUCUUUCGAGGACACAAGUUCAUCAUCAACUGCAUCCAGAUCCACAACGAGUUGCUCUACACAGCUUCCCAUGAUGGCACGCUAAGGAUCUGGGACAUCCGGGGAAUAUGCAAGAGAAACAAGAGGCGUUGGAAGAAGGAGAGGUCUGCCCAGGGCCGGGGCUCUCAGAAGGGAAGUCUGUCUCGCCUCUUCAAUAACAAAGUCGGCUGCAUGGUACAGCAAGAAAAUGGGGAACAUGAGGCUGUUGAACUGAUGUGACCCCAUAGCAGACUUCCCAGCAGUGACCAAAGCUGUACCUUUUAUUUUAUGCACCACUGUGUCCAUGUAAACCAGAACUUGGAAAGAGAUGGGAAAGCGCUUUUGGGAAACCUCUUUUCCGGGAGCCAGGAUUCUCUGUCAAAUAGGGUCCAGUCAGAUCCUGUUGCUGCUGACUCACAUCUGAGCAGCACUGGGGGCGGAAGGGACUGCAGUGUGGUUCACGUCAGGUACCUUGUGUGUGUUUGUGUGUAAUUGAGAACUGUACUCAUAACUGCUUGUUUUCAGUUCCUGCUGGCACAGAGAUGCUGCACACUUCUCUGCCUGUCCAGUAUCUAAUAAGAAAUGUCUCCUGUUCCUGCUGCUCUCUCACAUGCCCUCUGUUCAGCCAACUGGAGAAAUGAAAGGUGUGCUGCAGUACAACUACAAAUCCAAUUUCCACAAUUGACCUUUGGGUCAGUUUUUUGCUGGUAUGACCAUUUGAUGCAGAAUGGAACAGCUCAGCAGGAGUUUAAAGCAGAUGCCACCUCUCUGCCAAGUUGGGAGUAGUAGGACAGACAUUAAAUCAUUUUAACAAAAGAGAAGCUAGAGAACAAGCUCAAUCUCAGACCUGUUGUGCCAAGGUCAGCUCUUUGCCAAGAUACAGCAGUUGUGCUCCUCCCUAAAACCUGGCAGGUUCUUUUUUUACCUUUGAUGAUCUCUCACUUCAGCUGUUCACCAGGGCACCAGGUCUGCGUGGCUACUGCUUUGUUGGCCUUACAGGAAAAAAGGAUUUCCUUAUAUCCACUGGGAAUUGUGUUUUUCAAAGGAGAGGAGAGGAAAUCAGGAGGAUUUAUUGAGGAGUCUAGAUUUUGUUGCCUCUCCUUCUUACGAGGCCAGGUCUAGCCCUGGUUUGAUAGGUCAUUAGUAAUGUCAAAUAAGUAAUCAAGCUCAAGAGAAGCUCUCCCAGUCUCUUUCCAGGUUCAUCCUUCUCUGAUAACCACUGAGCCAUGAAUAAACAAGGGUUCCUUUAUUUUUCUAUUUGCAGAUAUAACUCUUUGUAGAACCAGUACAGAAGUAUCUAACCACAUGUUUUUAUUUUUAUGGCUUUAUUUAUUCUGCACUACAGCAAGAUAAAGAUGCUGUAAUCCUUUUUUAGAAUGGACUAAUAAACAUGUGGCAUCUACAG
This is a messenger RNA of Melopsittacus undulatus (budgerigar), 2638 nucleotides long. RefSeq names its product WD repeat domain 86 (gene WDR86). Lineage: Eukaryota; Metazoa; Chordata; Aves; Psittaciformes; Psittaculidae. Gene Ontology annotation, molecular function: protein binding. The coding region runs from base 277 to 1473 and encodes 398 amino acids. The record is from RefSeq and is a predicted model, not a curated record. The transcript is spliced from 7 exons.